Rhagoletis pomonella (apple maggot) is the source of this 450-nucleotide messenger RNA. RefSeq lists its product as uncharacterized. Lineage: Eukaryota; Metazoa; Arthropoda; Insecta; Diptera; Tephritidae. The record is from RefSeq and is a predicted model, not a curated record. The coding region runs from base 1 to 450 and encodes 149 amino acids. The transcript has 2 exons.
AUGGAAAUCCACCCGGAUUUGUCUAAGGGGCUAUUGAAGACGCCGGAUGCUAAAACCGUUUCCACAAACCUUUGGAAGAAAUUGGCUUGCGACCUAAAUGCAGCUGGCCCACCGAUGCGUGAAGUUGCUGGCUCGAAGAAAGUUUGGGCUGAUUACAAGACGCAUUUGAAAGCAAAAAUGCGUCGUAACAAACACAGCAUUUCCGGAACUGGUGGUGGUCGUUCCAAUUACUGCUCACUUACGCAACUGAAACAGAAAGUCAGUGAACUUUUAUCGAUGGAGGAAUCAAUGAGUGGGAUGGUAGGCACACUAGAGUUUGGUGCAGCACAAACAGCAUCGAAUACACACAUCGAAACUUCAGUGGAAGGUAAUACAGGCGAAAGUAAUUCCCUCCAAGAUUAUCAUUGUUCAAAUGUUGAAGCACUUCUCGCAAGAAACAAAACCUUUUAG